AGAGGCUAUAAGAAAGGCUUACAAAAGCGCCGGCCUUUCCAUUAUCUACAUAUUUCAUUUGGAGAAGAGUUAAGAUACCGGAGGAAAGAUGCUUGGUGUGCAAAGUGUGAAACCUGCCGGUGGUCCCCCACUGCAGCUGUUCAACUGCGCUCACACUGACUGUGGAGCGACUUUCACCAGGCAGUGGAGGCUGAAGGAGCACGAGACGGUGCACACCGGAGCGCGUCCCUGUCUGUGCACAAUUGCGGGCUGUGGUCGUCGUUUCUCAAGAAAAUCCCACCUGAGCCGCCACAUGCUUCAGCACAGAGGAGUGAAGCAAUUCCAAUGCAAAUUUGCGACCUGCACGAAGAGUUUCUUCAACGCGGGCAAACUGAAAAGACAUGUGCGCUACACCCACGGAGAUAAAAAUAAAUACUUUAAGUGUAACCAGCCAAACUGCCCCUUGACCUUCAAAAAGCGCAGAAUGUUUAAGCUGCACUUACAGAAGCAUCAAGUGGCUGCUAAAUUCAAGUGUUCGAAGGAUGGAUGCACUGCCAUGUUCAACUCCCAUAUUGCUCGCAAAGCCCAUGAGAACAAGCACGCAGGUUACCGCUGCACUCAUGAUAACUGCCAGGUAGUUGAACACACCUGGGGGAAACUUCAGAGGCACAUGGCCAAACACUCAGCUACAUUUGCAUGCCAAGUGUGUAAGAAGGCGUUUAAGAAAAUGGAUGCUCUGCGGCGUCACAAACGAAUUCAUGCUUCCCAUAAGCCUGUGCUGGUUUGUCCCAGGGAUGACUGCCAGGCUUACUUCUCUACAACCUUCAAUCUGCAGCACCACAUCCGCAAGGUGCACCUCAAGCUCCUCAAAUACAAAUGCUCCUUCCCCGACUGCCCACGCAUGUUUGCUAUGCGGGAGAGUGUGACCAGACAUCUGCUUCGCCAUGACCCGAGCACCAGCACUCUGAAGAAACGUCAGCGUCCCAAGAAAUCCUGGCAGAAGCGCCUGGAUGGACACCAUCUUCCCCUUGUGGAGGAAAACCUGCGUCACCUCUUCGCCCUGCGCAUGCGGGUCUCCCGACGUACCAAAGUGGAAACCAACCUCUCAGGCCUCUUCAACGAACGCAAGAUCCCUCAUUAUGUUGACCCGGAAGUCAACCUCCGCAACCUGUUCGGUAUCAAACAGCCUCGUCCUUUGGAGGAAAAACCUGAGGUUGCCCCACUGAAAUGUUAAAUGAAAAUGCAUCCAGACUGAUGUGCAUUUUGACUUUAAGUUUGAACUUCUUUGAAAUCUUUUCAGCAUUUAAAAUUGGACUUUUUUUCUCUGCAAGAAAUUGGGUCUCUUUGGUUAGUUUUUCUAAAUGUAGCUGACAUACAUUAAAAUAUUAAUUUCAAAAGUUAUUUGAAUGUAACUUGACAUGGAUCAAUGAUCGAACUCUUCUUUUUGGUGAAUAUAUAUAAAUCUUAAUUGAAAUGCUUUUUGUAACACAUGUUGACCCAAUAAAAUGAGUUAUAUUUUG
Molecule: messenger RNA, 1499 nt
Organism: Thunnus maccoyii (southern bluefin tuna)
Lineage: Eukaryota; Metazoa; Chordata; Actinopteri; Scombriformes; Scombridae
Gene: 42sp43
Product: P43 5S RNA-binding protein-like
Exons: 9
Coding region: 89-1213 (374 amino acids)
Cellular component (GO): nucleus
Source: RefSeq, a predicted model, not a curated record